UGCGGGAAGAACUUUGGCAGAUGCUUUGUAAAAAAAUGUAAUGAAGUCAAAUGCUCCGGACAGAGGCUGCAAACCUGCAGCGAGUGUGGGGAGAUGCUUGAGGGCGCCGCAUGGUGCAUUUAUAGACGGACUACCAGGAGGACGCACACAGGAGAGGAGCGACGCUUGCACUCGACGCGCGAGAAGGCAUCUACACAAGUGGACAAGUCGGGAGCACGUGAAGUGACGAGCACUGCUGGCGGGGGGAAACACGAGUGUAAGGAGUGUGGGAAGAGGUUUCCGUAUCACUAUCAAUUGCAGAUGCACGUUCGGACACACACCGGCGAGAAGCCAUACGCGUGUACAGAUUGUGGGAAGCAAUUUUCACACAGAUCUUCCCUAAAGCUUCACUUAAUAACGCACACCGGCCAGAAGCCACACGCGUGCACGGAGUGUGGGAAGGAAUUUACACGCCGGUCCCACCUGGAGACGCAUUCUAGAACGCACACGGGCGAGAGACCACACGUGUGCACCGAGUGCGGGAAGGCGUUUCCGAGGCGUUUUAACUUAGAGGCACAUUUUAGAACGCACACGGGCGAAAAGCCACACGUAUGCUCCACGUGUGGGAAGGGAUUUUCGCAGCGUUCUAAUUUAGAGACGCACUCGAGAAUACACACGGGUGCAUGGCUACACGUGUGCAAGCAGUGUGGGAAGGGCUUUGCACAUCCUUCUAAUUUGGAGGCACAUUCUAGAACGCACACGGGCAAGAAGCGACAUGUGUGCGCCCAGUGUGGGAAAGGGUUUUCACGAAUAAACACUUUAAAGAAACAUUCUAGAACGCACACUGUUGAGUGAAAACAUCUGGUUACAUUCUACUUGAACUAAAAGCUGCGGUGAGUGUUUUCAAGUUUAUCCAGACUAUGGACACCGAAAUGCCAUUGGCUCACCAUGUACCCUCAUAUGUAAGCUGUAAAAAUUAAAUAGAAAGGCUGUUAAAAUUACAGUAAUACCUCCAUAUGCGGAUAUUCAAUAAUCGAAGUUUCAGUAUAAUGAAAUUUGGAUUUAUUACCAUUAUAUUAAUGGGGCAAAAAAAAUGUAUAAAUAAAUAAUAAAAUGCUCCAUCUACGGUACUUUCAAAAUUAGAGUAAAAUUAUAAUAAGACACGUUUCUUGAGCAUUGCGCACAUUGAAAAUGGGUCAUAGAAUGUUUGUUUAGAUCCGUUGCGGCCAAUAUGCGCAUAGCGCAUAGCAAUGCACCAUGUUACGGCGCGAUGGUGUUUGGUGGGCAAUGCAAUCUUUUGACUGC
Lethenteron reissneri (Far Eastern brook lamprey) is the source of this 1284-nucleotide messenger RNA. Its product is annotated as gastrula zinc finger protein XlCGF62.1-like. NCBI's taxonomy places the organism in Eukaryota, Metazoa, Chordata, Hyperoartia, Petromyzontiformes, Petromyzontidae. Gene Ontology annotation, cellular component: chromatin; PcG protein complex; transcription regulator complex. Gene Ontology annotation, biological process: regulation of transcription by RNA polymerase II. Gene Ontology annotation, molecular function: RNA polymerase II cis-regulatory region sequence-specific DNA binding; DNA-binding transcription factor activity, RNA polymerase II-specific. The record is from RefSeq and is a predicted model, not a curated record.